UUCCGCGGCGGCAACCUACCAUGUAGAAGCAAAGAGGUUUCUUCUGAUCAUGCUGAUGAAAGCCUUUCAUUUAAGUUUUGGAUCCAAUUUAGAAAAUUAAUACAGCGAUGGGUUUAGGACAGUCAAAAAAAGCAAGUCUUGAAAGCCACUCGGAUUUCAAAGCGGUGCGUGCUUCCAGACAGAGUUCCGAGCAAUCCAUCAAAUCGGAGCGUUUCGUCUCACCUCCCACGUCUCCCAUCCCGGGCUUCCACAGCUUCGCCCCGGUCGACGGAACCCAACGCGCCACUAAAACAAAACCUUUGGGUUUCAAAGAGACUUCGGUUGACACACAAUCAACUACAGUCAAUCAAAAGAUUUCGUUCGCAAAUGCGACUGAGCUCGAAAAGCGUUUAAACCAACUCCAACAUGAACGUUCCUUGUGCAACUCAAAUGAGGUUUCAACCUCAAAAGCCCAGCAACUUCGACAGGGAAAGCAACAACAAAAGUGUCUGGAGCCAACGCAAAAGCAGGAGCAUGAGCAGUUUGCACAGCAACAGCAACAGCAAAAGUUUCAACAGCUUCAACAACUGCCUCAAAACAGGCUGCAACAAAAGCAGCAGCAACAACUGUAUGUACAUCAGCAACAGCAGCAAAAGUUACCACUGCGUCAACAUCAGCAGUCCCAAAAUAGGCCACUACAACAAAAGCAACAGCAACAUCAGUAUGUACAGCAGCAACAGCAAAAUGUCUGUCAGCUCCAACUACCGACCCAGCAUACCCCACAACAAAAGCAACAGCAACAUCAUUCCGUACAACCGCAGUUGCAGCGGUUUCAGCUACAACAGCAGCUGCAACAACCUAAACAGCAAUCCCAGAAGUUGCAACAAAAGCAGCAACAGCAACAGUCUGCACAAAACCAAAAGUCUGCACAACAGCAUCAGUUCGAACAGCUUCAGCAACAGCAGCAGUUGCAGCAGUAUCAGGAAGAGCAGAGCCAAAAGCAACCAUCGCAACAAAAUCGGCUAAAAGAGGAAAAGUCUGCAAAACAAGAGCAGCCGCAACAGCAGUUGGAACUGAUGUAUCAAAAGCAGUUUCAACGAAAGCCGAAUCUGCAAAAGCAAGAAAAACAGCAGCCUGUACAGCCGCCUCAGUUACAACAGUUUCAAAAACAAACCUCCCAAAAGAGGUUACAACAUCAUCAGCAGCAGCACUUUCAACAGCAGUUCCAGCAACAGCAACCCGUGCAAGCGGCAAAACAACAGUCAAAGCAACAGCAGUUGCAACAAAUUCAGCGGCAAGAUCUCCAGCAAGAUAGUAGUACACAAGAUAACAAAGAACAGUUACCAGAAAGUGAGCAUCAAAAGGAGCAAAAUCAGCCACGUUCACAACAGGACAAAGAACUGCAGAAGCUAUCGACGCAGUCAUCAAAACAACGUUUAAACCAGCAAAAAAAGGCACAUAUACCGCAAAAUAAAAACGAACCGCAACCAAAGCAGCCGCAACAGCAUCAGAAGGAGAAUGAAGUCCAGGAACAGUGCUCAAAAGAGAACAGAGAUAUAAUGGAACAACAAGAACCCAUUUCAGACUAUCUGGAUACACCACAGAAUCAGCAACAGAACCAUAAAGUGCAACAGAGACAGCAAGAGAACCAGCCAAUUCAACAGAGACAGCAAGAGAACCAGCCAAUUCAAGAGAGACAGCAAGAGAACCAGCCAAUUCAACAGCAACACAUGCAGCAACAACAAAAAGAAAUUAAUAAUCAGUCCCAGAUGGAAACACAAUCUCAACCUAAGAAGCACCAGCAAUUGUCACAAGUGGUACAGGAGCAACAGCAAAAGCAACAGCAGCAACAACACAACCAAGUGCAAAACCAUCAAUCAAAGAAAACGAAGAAGCAAUUAAAGAGAGAGCAGAGGCUGCGUAUGUUACAGGAGCAGCAGUUUGGCAAGAACACAACACAGCACCAUGAAAAACAGCAAACACAACAGCAACAGAACCAAGAGCAAACGGAGCAUCUUUCAAAUCAAGCACCACGGCCACAACCUCAACUGAACCAGCAGAUAAAACUGCAGUCCAAGGAACUCAAAGAUCAGGAGACUCUCAAAGUCAAAGUGCAGCCAGAAAAUCAAAAACAAAUGCUAAUGGAGCAGCACACAAAACAACAACAGCCAACACAGCAAAAGCAGGUUCAUCAAGACCAACAUCAGCUCCAGCAAACCCUGACAGAAGAAACGACCAAGAAACAUGACCAACACGGACAGACAAAACAAAAGGGUGACUUUGCGGCUAAUAACGGGCAAGGCAAACCCUCCAAAGAAGAAGCUGUAAAGCUUGACCUAGCUUCGACAUACAAAGCAAAGCCAGGUCGGAAAUUAACCGUGCAAAAUGAUUGUGUGUUGCACGUUAAAACACAACAUGGGAAACCAGUUCCUUUAAUGACUAUCGAUUUCUCUAAUCCGGGACCACUGAAUCCCAACCACCCUCUUCAGCCACCAAGAGAGCUCGCAACAACGGCCGAUCCAAGCAAACAGAAAAGUCAGAAAAGGUCUCUCUGUGCAACUUCAUCUAAUGCAGAUGCCCGACCGCAAACUCUUCUGUCCACCCAUCCCUCGAUACAGGCACCACGGUCUACUAUUUCCUCACAGCUCAACGUUCAAGGUAACCAAGGAUCUGCUCUCAAUGAGGUAUCUCAGGAGAUAACCAAUUGCAAGCAGACCACCUUUGUACCUCUAAAGAAAACAUUCAGAACAGCUACCAAAUUGAACUGUCGGCAUAUUCCCAGUCAGUUGGAAUCUCAGCAGAUUCCCGAUCAUUUGGAGAAAGAACAAAUAAAAAUUCAAGAUCAGAAGGAGCCAGACGAAUUACAACAGCAACUGCAGCAAGAGCAGCAGCAACAGAAACAGAAACUGCAGAAGCUGAAACAAAACCCUCAUAAGAAGCAACAACAUCUUCAAAAACAGCUUCAACAACGGCGACAGCAGGAAGAAGAACAACAGCAGCAACAGUUGGCUGUAGAGUCCACAAGUCCUGGACGGGAAAAACUAAAAGCCGUCCACAAACAGCAACCCCAUCCUCCGGCGUUUGCUGCAAGUGCAGCAGCGCUUCAGGCUCAACUUGCCCUCCAUCCGACCCAGCCAACCCACACCGCGCGGAAACACAAGUCAGUGACUGGAGACGCCACCAUGGAGAUUUUCAAAACUUUACAGGCCCAGGACUCUACCGCUGCGCCGCAGACCAAUACCAACAGCUCGGGAGCUCAAAUGCAACAAAGCGUCGCCUCCUGGGCCGUUGUUUGCGAUAGGAUGCCAGAUCAGGACUUUCUGAACAAACCGUCUGCCGAUGGGACGGGUAAAAAAGAACGACGCGAGGGACAGGGGUUUUUCUCGAGGAUAUUUGGCAGAAAGCCCAAGGCUGAAUCGACUACUAUAAAGCACCAGAAGGCAAAGGAGAUAUCGUCGAGCCUCGAAGAGUUGUCGGCUGACAUGCAGGCUCUAAAGAUUGACUCAGCCUCUUCAAUUCAUGAAAUGGAGGCUCCGGUUGACAUCGACGCCGACCAGACGCGAUCAGAUACAAAGAGUCAAUCGUCCAGCUCAGACGACGAAGAGGGAUCCUCCUCGGCUGAGUCUGAUGAAUCAUCGGACCCGCAGCCCCCAAGCUGCAUGGAGACAUGGGAGAUCGCCGACGACGUAGUGGAGAAGGCGUUGUGCCUACUCCCAAUUCAGGUGGGUACCGUACACUCUCGGAGGUUCACCCUCCCAGACUGCCCCUUUGAGCCGGAGCUUGUCCAGAGGCUUGUCUUAGACGCCCUGGAGGCCAAGCGGGGAUUGAAGCGGAUAAAGGAGGACCAGACGCUCCUGAUGACCUUCCGAGACUGCCUGCUCAAGUUCUUCGAGGGGAAGGAAGUCACCGACGUGCUACCACCUUGCAAUCACCCGCCGGGGUCGAACCAGUGCAACAUGCAGCCGGUCAUCCAGCCUCUGGUGGGAAUCAUCAGGCAUGUUCUUCGGGAAAAGAAGACCGUAGCUGAGCCACCCAGGAAGGCUGCACUGAGACCAACGCAAAACAGGAGAGGGCAAGCGGAACAUGGAGAACUGCGACCUAGACGUUAUAUUAAAAUCAAAAGGAAAUUGACAACAGCAAAGGCUUUGAGGACCCCGACUAAGCUCCUUGUCCGUUUCUGCAACACGUGCGGGGACAGCAAGCAGCCGAACGGCCAGCCUCUGUUCAGCUGUGGCAGGUGUCAGGACGUGGUCUACUGCAGCCGGGAAUGCCAGAACGUGGACUGGAUCACGCACAAAUUCACUUGCCCUGGCGGCGACCGGCACUCCUACUGCAAACACCACAACACCUAGACUCUCGUAAACGGGGCCUCACUUUCAUGGCUCUGCUAACUACGGAAUUUUGUGCUUUGGCCUACAAUCAGCAUUCUGUGCAUGCAGUGCUAGCACAGAAAGUCUGUGUUAACCCUAUAAGCACACAAUGUUUUAGGUAUGGAGUGGACACAAGCCGAAUUUGAAAUUAGCAUUGAAAGCGAGGCCCUUAAUAAUGGGGCGAGGACUGGAGGAGAUAAGGCCACAAAUGACCAAAAAUGACAAGUGUGGAGAGCCUCGGCUUUGAUGCUAUUACUUUAUGCGUUGCAUCUCAGAGGGUGUUCUUUGUUGUGUAAUUUACCAACAAUUAAUGUAUUAAAAUCAAAUGCCUAUCUACAGUGACCGCCUUACAAGCGCAUAAGGUCUAUUUGAAGUUUGGCCAUGUCAAAUUUCAGGAAUAUCUGCACAAACGAUUGGGAAUAUCGCAGCUCAGCUUGGUAGUUUAGCUUAUACGCAAACUGCAAAUGUUUACAUCCUGUUAUUAAUGAUUCUGUGUGCGACCCCUCUAUAAAAGAACACGGGCUGAACGGCAGAUUCUUAGUGGUCUUCUUUGGGUGAGAGUUUGUCCAAAAAGUCAAUGGUCAACCCACUAAAAAUUGAAAAGAAAAUGAAAGAUGACAUGUCGAUCAUUAUUUGUCUGUGCAGCCUGAACACCUGUGGGAAUUCUGAGUAUUUUUUAAAAGAGUUUUGAAGUAUGGAGAUUAUCACCGGUGUCCAUCGGAAUUGUUAUAGUGGGGUGCACCCAUAGUAGGUAGAGGAGGGUUCGCAUCGCAAGCGUAUGGCAUGUGCUUAAUAAGCACCUGUACUGAUGUCAUCAGACGUCACGUCAUGUCAUCAGUGUGACGUCAUCAGUACAGAGGCUUAUUACAGCUGAGGAUUGCUUAGAAGUUCUAGUCUUUUACGUGUGAUGGAGCUGUUGGCACAGAAUGUUGGUUAUAAGCAAAGAAUCAUGUGUUUAGUAUAGCCAUGAAUUUGAGACAUAGAUAAUCAUGAACGUGUUUCAUGUCGUAUAGUUUAAAAGGUUGGCGAAGGACACGAUUGGUUUAAUAUUUUGAUGUUUCGAAUCCCUCAUAUCAAGUCUCGCGCCAUCGCAUUGUGUAUAGAUGUUGGGACUUGUCUAAGGAUGUUAUUGGAUUUUUAAUCACUCACAAACAGGAACAAUGCAAUACAAAAAAAAAUGUGUUGAAUGGUCGGUGCCAGACUAUUUAGCGUUCAAAGCCUCAUUUUCAUUUUUUUUUUUAAUGUGGCUGAAACAUUACUGUAUAUUUAAUCAAAAAGUUUAAGCUAUUCAUCAGAUGCAGAGCAGACUGUUAUUAAUUUGUGAUUAAAUUUAUGUCAUUGCUUUCACAAUUUCCACAAAAUGAAGAUUUUACCUCGCUUUCAAUUUAAUAUGGCCGACUCGUGAAUAAAGCCGAUUGGGUCGCAUUGGGACAUAUUCAAUGUGACCCAACGGAAUCCUAUAGUAAUUUGGGAAAUCUUCAAA
Molecule: messenger RNA, 5832 nt
Organism: Patiria miniata (bat star)
Lineage: Eukaryota; Metazoa; Echinodermata; Asteroidea; Valvatida; Asterinidae
Exons: 4
Coding region: 108-4331 (1407 amino acids)
Source: RefSeq, a predicted model, not a curated record